Molecule: messenger RNA, 2172 nt
Organism: Spinacia oleracea (spinach)
Lineage: Eukaryota; Viridiplantae; Streptophyta; Magnoliopsida; Caryophyllales; Amaranthaceae
Product: tyrosine decarboxylase-like
Exons: 1
Coding region: 339-1889 (516 amino acids)
Biological process (GO): carboxylic acid metabolic process; amino acid metabolic process
Cellular component (GO): cytoplasm
Molecular function (GO): pyridoxal phosphate binding; carboxy-lyase activity
Source: RefSeq, a predicted model, not a curated record
UGUAUGAAUUCAAUCUUCUAUCACUCACCAAUCCCCUCCACUUAUAUAUUCCUCUUCUUCUCUUCUUUUUCUUCAUCACCAAAUCAUUUCCUUCGUUUUCCAUUCUUUUUUCAUAAACCUUGCUCCAUUUUCCACUUCUCUUUCAUAACUAAAUUGAUUUGUACUAGCAUCCUUCUUUUUCAUUUGUACCCUCAUUUGAAAGCAAAUUGAAACCCAAUUCUUAGUCAAUUUCCCAAAAUUUGAAAACCAAUAAAUUUACUGUACACCAGCAAAAUUUUUACUCAGUUUUUCGUAAACCUUAUUCCAUUUUCCACUUCUCAUUACUAAAAAGCAAAAAAAUGGGUUCCCUAGACAUCAAGAGCCUAGAAUCCACCACCCCAAUGAUGAACAUGAACAACAACCCAUUAGACCCAGAAGAGUUCAGGAAACAAGGAUACAUGGUUAUCGACUUCCUUGCUGAAUACUACAAAAGCAUCGAGAAAUACCCGGUCCGAAGCCAAGUCGAAGCGGGUUAUCUCCGCAAAAGGCUACCCGUAUCCGCCCCAAACGACCCGGUAUCCAUGGAAACCAUCCUUGCCGAUAUCCAAACCGAUAUCGUUCCCGGGUUAACCCAUUGGCAAAGCCCGAAUUAUUUCGCUUAUUUCCCGAGUAGUGGGAGUACAGCUGGGUUACUUGGAGAAACUUUAGCUUCUGGGUUUAACGUUGUGGGGUUCAACUGGAUAUCUUCACCUGCUUCAACUGAGCUCGAAAGUAUUGUCAUGGAUUGGUUAGCUGAAAUGCUAAGUUUACCAAAAAGCUUCACCUUUAGCGGCGGCGGUGGCGGUGUUAUGAUGGGGACCACCUGUGAAGCUAUUUUAACCACCAUAACGGCGGCGCGUGACAGUCUUUUGGAUAAGAUUGGUCGUCAUAACAUCAACAAGCUUGUCGUAUACGGGUCCGACCAAACUCAUUGCUCCUUCUUCAAGUCCGCUAAAAUCGCCGGAAUUUCGCCGGCAAACUUUCGUACUAUCAAAACUACAAAGGCUAACGCUUUUUCAUUAAGGGGAUAUUCUCUAAGAGCCACCAUUGAAGCUGACGUCAACGCCGGGUUAAUCCCACUUUUCGUUGUCGCCACCGUGGGGACAACCUCCACUGCGGCGGUAGACGCCGUGGGCCCGCUUUGCGACGUUGCGAAGGAGUACAAUAUGUGGGUCCAUGUAGAUGCGGCUUACGCCGGAAACGGGUGUAUUUGCCCGGAGCUCCGUCACAUGAUUGACGGCGUUGAAAAAGCUGACUCUUUCAGCUUUAACGCACAUAAAUGGUUCUUAACAACGUUAGAUUGUUGCUGCCUUUUCGUUAAGGAUCCGAAUGCACUUGUUCGGUGUUUAUCCACUAACCCGGAAUACCUCAAAAACAAAGCAACCGACACAAACCAAGUCGUUGACUACAAAGACUGGCAGUUGACCCUAAGUCGUCGGUUCCGGUCACUUAAAAUGUGGAUGGUUAUUCGAAGUUACGGCGUUGACUUUCUUCGUAACUUCCUACGUAGCCACGUGGACAUGGCUAUCUACUUCGAGAAGAUGGUGGUUAAAGAUACGAGGUUUGAGAUCGUUGUUCCUCGGAGUUUCGCUCUCGUUUGUUUCCGACUUUCGGCAUCGGCUGUUCUAGAAUGUUCUGGACAGAAGUUUCUAGAAGAGGAAACGUUAAACGAGAUUAAUACCGAGUUGCUUGAAUCGGUUAACUCGGAUGGGAGGAUUUACAUGACUCACUCACUUGUUGAUGGUAUAUUCAUGAUCCGUUUUGCGGUUGGAGCUACACUUACUGAAAUUCACCAUGUUACUUAUGCAUGGAAGGUUGUUCAAGAACAUGCAACCGCUCUCUUAGCACGAUUAUCUAUGAUCGCAUGCUAACGUAAAGGGUAAUUUAAGAAGAAUGUUUCAAUGCAUGGUGAUGUAAAUGGUAACGAUGAUGAGUCCAUUAAUUCUUUUUUUUCUUUUUUUUAUUGCACGUAAAUUUAAUUAUCUUAUCUAUAACUAUAAAAAAAGCGAGACCCUGAAACCUAGAGGAGAGGAUACAGGUCGUUCUCACACUGAAUUUUUUUUCUUGCUCUUUUUUCUUCCACUAAACAAUAUAAUGAAAUGUAUUAUGUAUUUAUAUUUAUUUAUGACAAGAAAAUCUUAUUAUUUUACGCAA